AUGAACCGGAAGUUGCCUCCUGGUUUCUACACGGACUGGAUCAUCUGAGGAUUCACAGCUCAACUCUACAAACCCCGCUUUCCCCUUCACAUAUGCUUUGCCGGAUUAAGAAUGAGAGAAAAUGUCAAACGAGGCUGACAGAAAGUCAAAGUUUUAUUCGUGCAGCUGCUUCCUAACCGAUAACUUCUUCCUGGAAGACUUCCGGCUUCAUGUCCGCUUUGUGUCCGAGCAGCAGUUCAGACUGGACUACCAGCCGCUGCUGAAGAGGCUGGGCUGCAUCACGGAGCAGCAGUUUGGAGAUGUUCUGUCAAAGAUUUCCCAGGAGGUGGACAGACGGAGGCGUCUAUGUGAGGCGUCAGCUGAAAGAUCAGCCGCCAUAAAAAGCACGUACCAGCCUCUCCAUCCGCACGUCUACCAUCUGCAGGAGUCCUACCUGAACGCGGAGUUUAAGCAGAUCGUGGAGUUCUGCAGAAGCGGCGCCGCCUGUGAAGCAGGUCUGCUGGGUUUGCUGGAGGAAGCAGGAGCUCCCAGAGUCUAUCGGCUCCCAGUGUUUGAGAGGAAGUUCUGCCAGGAGCUGGUGGAGGAGCUGGAGCACUUUGAGCUGUCGUCGGCCCCUAAAGGAAGACCCAACACCAUGAACAACUAUGGGAUCCUUCUGAACGAGUUGGGCUUCGAUGACGGCUUCAUCACUCCGCUGCGGGAGCUCUACCUGCAGCCGCUCGCCUCCCUGCUCUACCCGGACUGCGGGGGGCGCUGUCUGGACAGCCACAAGGCUUUUGUCGUCAAGUAUGCCUUGAAGGAAGACCUGGAUUUGAGCUAUCACUAUGACAACGCAGAGGUGACUCUGAACGUGUCUCUGGGCAAAGAGUUCAGCGACGGAAACCUUUUCUUUGGGGACAUGCGGCAGGUUCCUCUGAGUGAGACUGAGUGCACAGAGGUGGAGCACAGGGUCACAGAGGGGCUCCUGCACCGGGGCCAACACAUGCACGGGGCCCUGCCCAUCUCCCGCGGCCAGCGGUGGAACCUCAUCGUCUGGAUGAGGGCGUCGCAGGAACGCAACAAACUGUGCCCCAUGUGCAACCGCAGGCCCUCGCUGGUGGAGGGGGGCGGCUUCGCCGAGGGCUUCACCAAGGCUUAGAGGACGGCUUCUGUGUUUUCAUGACCUUUCUAUGAACACGGAUCAUUUCUGUCCUUGUUUUGUUGGAAACAAUCAACUGACUUCAGACGCUUUUCUGAUGGAGUUACUAGAAGAAAAACUGUCUGAUUUUAAUUGUGGCGUCCACCAGGGGUCAGUGUUGGAACCGAUUCCUUUUAUUCUUUACAUAAAAGACAAUCUUAAAGUUUUUUUACUUUGUUUGGUUUGCAGGUGAUGCAGAUAUUUUUGUAAAGGUGGGAGUGGAUCAAUAAACUGAAGAACAAAAACAUGUCUCCUUAAUCUGAUGAAACCUAAAAACGAUGAUGAAAAUAUUUAUCAGAAAGAAAAAUUAGAAAUAUGGAUCCAUUAAAAGAAAUACAGUUUUUAAUGACUCACAUUAAAUAUGUUCAAACUAAACUAUCAAGAGGAAAUCUAUGGGAUGUAAGUUCAGCAGUAAAAAUUAGAAAUUAGGAUCAUUUAUGGUUAUUUAACGGGUUGAG
Cyprinodon variegatus (sheepshead minnow) is the source of this 1635-nucleotide messenger RNA. It is a transcript of the gene ogfod2, whose product is annotated as 2-oxoglutarate and iron-dependent oxygenase domain containing 2. Gene Ontology annotation, molecular function: L-ascorbic acid binding; oxidoreductase activity, acting on paired donors, with incorporation or reduction of molecular oxygen; iron ion binding. The coding region runs from base 122 to 1138 and encodes 338 amino acids. The record is from RefSeq and is a predicted model, not a curated record. NCBI's taxonomy places the organism in Eukaryota, Metazoa, Chordata, Actinopteri, Cyprinodontiformes, Cyprinodontidae. The transcript has 8 exons.